Molecule: messenger RNA, 1355 nt
Organism: Bactrocera oleae (olive fruit fly)
Lineage: Eukaryota; Metazoa; Arthropoda; Insecta; Diptera; Tephritidae
Gene: EbpIII
Product: Ejaculatory bulb protein III
Source: RefSeq, a predicted model, not a curated record
AUGAGAUAUGAGGAUGACUAAAUACAUAGGUAGUUUUAGUUAGAUAAUUAUUUACAUUUUUGGUUGAAAUUAAACAAAAUCCUUUAAAAGCUUUUUCAAAAAAAUGAAGAGUUGCUUCAUCAGCAGUAGCAAAGUGUACAAUAGGGGUGUGCAUGAUCAUGUACAGAAUGAAAUAAUAAGCUAUAUUAUAUAACCUGUAUGAAAUUAUUUAUUGAUGUAUAUUCAGUACUUUUGAAGAGUUAUGUUACAAUUCGGUGUAAUCUGUAAAUAAUUGUGCAAAAUUUAAUAUUGAAAAAGUUAGAUGUAUUGACAAAAAAAAAAACAAAUGUGCUCAAGUCUCCCGAAAUACACGUAUUUAUUAAACAAUAAUUUUAUUUGGAAAUAUAUAGGUAUUGUAUAAUCAAAGUACAAAAAAUAUAUAUACAUAGAGUACAUAGUUAACAAUUUAAAGGUGAACGUGUAAGCUUUCGAUACAUCUAGGAGAAAAUUAUGUCAGAAAACUUAAUCGAAAACUACUCAUCAGUGACCUAAACUUUUUUUAAGUUAAUAGCUGCUUAUUUCUUAUGAAAUUAUAGGGAUAUAUAUAUGUGUUUGUUACAUUGAAUACAUAUGUACAUAAGAGCAUUUAGCAAGGUAAUUAACCCAUGAAACUAAUAACAAGCAUCGAUUGCUCCGUUCGCGUAAGCUAUAAAAGCGAGAUAGUUUCGACAGCUUUUACAGUUGCUAUAAGUUUACGAUACAACACGGUGUACGUUCGUCGCUUAAAUCUUUUGUUUCGUUUCUAUUAUCGUUGUAUUGAACAAUUGAAUAUAAAAUGAAACUAUUCAUAUUUGCCGGCAUUUUAGCUUUAGUAUAUCUUACUACUGCCGAAGAUAAAUACACAACUAAAUACGAUAAUAUUGACGUUGAUGAGAUAUUAAAGUCAGAUCGUUUAUUCAAUAAUUAUUUCAAAUGUCUGAUUGAAAUGGGCAAGUGUACACCAGAGGGACGAGAACUAAAGAAGACGCUUCCGGAUGCACUGAAAACUGAAUGUAGCAAAUGUAGUGAAAAACAGAAACAAAAUACUGACAAAGUUAUACGUUAUGUCAUCGAUAACAAACCCGAUGAAUGGAAACAACUCCAAGCAAAGUACGACCCUGAGGGUAUAUAUGCAGCCAAAUAUAAGAAAGAAGCGGAGAAACAAGGAAUCGCAAUUUAAAUCACCUUCACAAUUCAUAAUAUAUGACUAAUACAUAUUGUAAAUAGUUUUGUCAGUACAUAUUUGUAGAUAAGCACAUCUUUGUACACACAUGUACUCGUGUAAACGCUGACAUAUAUGUAAAUAAAUAAAUAAUAUUUCGGGGAAGAGACAUUUA